AUGACUCAAGAAUUUGGUAACCCUCGUACUGCCGAGUUGUUUCUCAACAAUUAUGAGAUGAAUUUUGAUGAUGAAGGUGACAGAUCAAAAUUUCUUACGGGGAAUUCUGUGUCGCCACGAUCAUUAUCAAAAGCACAUUUCCCGAGAAGGCACAUGAUCAAGGGAUCGCCAGCACAACACACCCUGCUACAAAGCAGUUCUGAAAACGUUCUUCGACCUGCAAUCAAGUUGGGAAAUAAUAAUACUGCAGCUAUAAGAAUGAGGAACUUUAGUUUCCCAAACGAUAUGCAAUCGGAUAACGAUACUGCUAGCGAACAGGAAUUAAGACGACCUUCUUCGUUGACUAAUUUAAGUCAAGGGAAACCUACCUCUAGAAGUUCACAGCAGAGUGUUUAUACUUCGCCGACUUCCUACUCUACGUCAGCUGCCUCUUCUCCAAGAAGAAGUACUAAGUCAGGUAACAAUUCAAGCUUCUCAUUCCCGGCAAACUAUUCGUCAAUGUUCAAAGGAUACAAUGGUAUGGCUCCAGAAGCUGUGGGUGAUCAUAUCCAACGUGAGAAUGAGAGUGAGAAUCUAUUCAAUCAGUUACGAAACUACAAGAUUAGCUCGGAAAAUAAUUCAGUAAGUUUCGAUGACGAUGCCGACUCCGACAGGUUCAAGUCUGCAUUUCUGGCCCACAGCAGGAAAUCAAGUAUUGAUUCUCCAACUAUGCAGUUACGAGACUUCAAAAAGCGUCGUCCUUCAUCUCUGAUUUCAGGAUCUUCGCUUACUUCUAACCCCGUAAGUGUAACCCAAUUAUCGCCCAGAUCAACUUUUCAUAAAAGAGCAACCGCAAUGACUGAUUCACAGGAAAUGGUUUCAGUUGAUGAUUUUACUCCAAAAGGAAGGCAAUCUGAUACGGAUAUCCAUGAUCCAGAUUCAGGAGAUUAUCUAGAUGAUAAGAGACCUACACAAUCCCUAAGAACCCUGUCUUUGGAUGAUGGUUCUUCAGAGACAAUCAGCAAGCAUUCGUUAGUUCCUUCGCCAAAAUUGACAAUAGAAAACACUAAAGAACAGAUGCGUAGAAAUUCAAAUGGACAUUUUGAGAAUUUCCAUCAAUUCGCAAAGCUGAAUGGAUUAGAUAGAUAUAAUUCAGUUUUUGCCAACUUACCUGAAACUGGUGACAAUGUUUCAAACUCAGUAAUAAAUUUGGAUUUCGUGAACGAUUUCAGACUCCAAAAACCCCCAAGAACCAAAAAAUACAGACCACAUUUCGAACAAAGACUCUCAACUGCUAUUUCAGAAGAAACAAGCAGCGCAGAAUCAUCUCCCUCGAGAGAUGAUGAAAUGAUGACAUUGAUAGAUUUCUUAAAAGCCGAGUAA
Molecule: messenger RNA, 1362 nt
Organism: Kluyveromyces lactis
Lineage: Eukaryota; Fungi; Ascomycota; Saccharomycetes; Saccharomycetales; Saccharomycetaceae
Gene: ICS2
Product: Ics2p
Exons: 1
Coding region: 1-1362 (453 amino acids)
Source: RefSeq, a predicted model, not a curated record